CUCCCCGCCCUGCCAGCCGGCCAGGGGCUCCACGCGGGGCCGCGGCGGACAGCGCAGCCCUUUGCGCCGGCUCCACCCUGCCGGAGCUCGCUCCCUCCUGGCGCCUAGAGCGGAUGGCGGAAGCCGACAGGAGCCCUGGGAUGUCCCCGGACCAGCCAGCCUGCCAGGAGGCUGUGGCGGCGGAGGCUCUGGACCCCGAACCCGAGGUUCCCGGGCCACCGGUGCCUGCCCUGCGCUGGCUUCCCGGGGAUCCUAGUCCCCGUGGCCGCUCCCAGAGCGAUCUGUCGUCAGCCUCGAGCCGGGGCCGUCCGCUCAGAGUCCACAUCUCCGGCUCAGUUGAUGGACUAGACAAAGCCUCCAUAGCAAACUCAGAUGGCCCCCCAGCAGGUUCCCAGACACCUCCCUUCAAGAGAAAGGGGAAACUCUCCACCAUUGGGAAAAUCUUCAAGCCUUGGAAGUGGAGGAAAAAGAAGACCAGUGACAAAUUUAGAGAAACCUCAGCAGUGUUAGAGAGGAAGAUAUCCACCAGGCAAAGUAGAGAGGAGCUGAUAAGAAGGGGCCUGCUUAAGGACCUGCCUGAUCAAGAUGGAGAUGUAACAGUUAACUUUGAAAAUUCAAACGGGCACAUGAUACACAUCGGAGAGGAAGCUACCCAAGAGGAGAAUGUAGGGAAACCUGAAGAAGGGAGUGACUCUGUGUGUGAGAAAACACCACCUCGGGAGGAACAGGCAGAAGAGAAGACAGAGAACACUGAAAUCCACUCUGAACCACCGGCUGCUCCCGCUCUACCUCCUACAGCUCCUCCUAAACCUAAACCCAAACCUAAACCAAAAAAAUCUCCUGUGCCUCCCAAAGGGGCCACGGCUGGGGCCAGCCACAAAGGGGAUGAAGUGCCUCCUAAUAGAAAAAAUGUCAAGGCUCCCAGUAAGCAGGCCCCCAUCCCUCCACCCAAGCCAACAAGCCGGAACACAUCCCGGGAGGCUGCUGCAUCCAGAGCUGGUUCUUCUCACCCGAAGAAAGCGACCAGUUCCAAAGCGUCAGCCUCACCGUCCACUUCCUCCACCUCUUCUCGUCCCAGAGUACCCAAGGAGUCCCUGGCUGGCAAAGCAGGCCUAGUGGGGACCACAAGGGGCAAGAAAAAAAUUAGCAAGCAGCCGGUGGCGUCCCGACUGUCCCCCAACACAACCACUUCUGACUCGCCUAGUCUUAAGGGAGAGCUCUCAGACGCUGGGGUAGAGAGCCUCACGCCAGAGGAGACUGUUGCUGGAGCAGAGGAGCAGGCCACGGGCAAAUCCAAGGCGACCAUUGCUCUGCCGCCUGGCACAGCACCGCCAUCCCCACCUGCCCUUCUUCUGCCCCCUGAGGAUCAGUGCACUGUUGCCUUGGACACUCCCAUGGUCCUAGUCAGUGAUGGACCUACCCUGCCCAUCUCUGCCUUAGACACAAAUCAGCUCCUUUGGACUGAAGAACCGUCGAACAGAACCGCUCCGUACUCAAGCACUGGCUUAGGUGGGAGCAGAGAGCAGUCGAAAUGUUUUACAACCAAAGAUGAGCUGGGAAAGGCUGGACCUCAGUUGCUGACCCCUGGGCAGAUGGGAGACUCGUCAGAAUCCUUCAGUGCCCCAGAAGAUGAGGCCCCAAGAGAGUACCAAGCCAACGACUCUGACUCAGAUGGACCCAUCUUGUACACUGAUGAUGAUGAUGAUGAAGAUGAUGAUGAUGAUGACGAUGGCAGUGGAGAAAGUGCAUUGGCAAGUAAGAUAAGACGAAGGGAUACACUUGCCAUCAAACUUGGCAACAGACCGUCCAAGAAAGAACUGGAGGAUAAAAACAUCCUGCAGCGAACAUCUGAAGAAGAAAGGCAGGAGCUGCGACAACAGAUAGGAACCAAGCUGGUCAGGAGACUCAGCCAGAGGCCAACAACGGAAGAAUUAGAGCAAAGAAACAUCUUAAAACAAAAGAACGACGAAGAGGAGCAAGAAGCGAAAAUGGAGCUCAGACGGAGGCUCAGCCGGAAGCUCAGCCUAAGACCUACCGUGGCAGAGCUACAAGCCCGAAGGAUCCUGCGGUUCAAUGAGUAUGUAGAAGUGACAGAUUCCCCGGACUAUGACCGCCGAGCAGACAAGCCCUGGGCCAGGUUGACACCUGCAGACAAGGCAGCAAUAAGGAAAGAACUAAAUGAAUUUAAAAGCACAGAAAUGGAAGUUCAUGAAGAGAGUCGACAGUUUACAAGGUUUCAUCGUCCGUAAUGAAGCGUGGGACUGCUCAGAAAUAAAGACUGACUGCCCCUGGCAGAAGCCCUGCUUCCCGAGACCCUGCCAUUGCACUGAGAUUUGAAUGUGUAUGUUUCCGUUUCAUUGUGGGGAAGGAGCUGUACAACUCGGCUUUGGUUGAGAACGCUUCACCUCGACAGCCCAGAAGAGGCCAAGAAGCUGAGAGCCCAAUGCGGUGAGCCCGGCUGCCCACCAUGUGCACUGACGUCAGGGGCACCCUGGUUCUCUCAGCUGUCCUGCAGCAGGAACGUUAAUCAAAGAAGAUGAGCAGAAGACAAUCGCCAGUUCAACUGCCAGAAAGCCAAACGUGGGUUCACAAACAGUAGACAUUGGAAUUGCUGGGGGUCACCCCAAACAGGGUGAGAGCUAAGACUAAGAAAGAGAACUGUUUCAUUAUGUUAAUGAAGAGAAGAAGAAUGAAGAGAGGUAUAUUUUUGAAGUAGGCAUUUGGUAGCUGAGAACUUCCUAAGGAAUUUGGGAACCUACGCCACCAAUGUAGAUUCCUUAAAGACUUCAUUCUAGAACAUUCUUGUUUCACCAACAAUGGUUCUGUGUAGUACCAUUUUUUUUUAUGUUGUGCCAGUGAACCCAGUUGCCAGAAACAAAUAUGAGUGUUCAUUAAAUGCAAGAAGCUUCUGCCAGCUUUUCCCAAGCAUGCUUGCUCGCACAGUGUUGCAUGCCUUUCAGUAGUACAGCUAUCCACACAUUUUCUUAUAUUGCUUUCCUAAUGUAUAAGCGCUCUACAAGGGAAACAGGAAUAAGGUCAGAUGUAAUGUGACCCUGUAAAAUUGUUGCAAGCUUUAGAAAUAAAUCUUCUGCUCCCCUCUGUCUUAAUUAUCUCCAAAGUCAGGAAACCAUUCUUUAGCGAAAGACGAUGAUAUGGACGGUCAUGACACCCUUGAAACACUCAAUCCAGAGUUGCAGCUUAAGCGACAUACAAGUGUCUGCUGCUUUCUCCAAGUUCUGAGAGGGAGUUUUAAAAAACAUGCCAGGUAGUUUAAAAUGCUGCAUUAAGAAGAUUUUUUUUUUAAGUUAGAUUGCUGCUAUUUAAAAAAUAAAAUAAAACAACAAAAACCAAGCACAUGAAUUUAACAAAAAAUACCCUAAGGAUUAAAGGAAGCCAGAAGAGUCCUGGUUUAUGUAAAGGAAACCUUACCCUCUGUGAUGAAUGUGUGGAUCAUAUCCAUACACCCGGUAUUUACUCUCCAUGCCAGAGAAACAGUAUGAUAGUUGGAGCCAGUUUCCCCAGGAGCCUGUAAUCAGUCUUGUUUACAUUAAAAAGCUUUCAACCCUCAAACUGUUCUUCUCUGCGGUGUCAGAGCCCAGCCCAGAGCCCCAGAAGGGCUCACUUGGGAUGCUACCUUGAAUCUCACUGUCCCUUAACAACUGCUUUGGGCCCCUUGGAUUAAAAACAAACUUUAAAAGAAGAAGAAGAAAAGAAGAAGAAGAAGAAGAAGAAGAAGAAGAAGAA
This is a messenger RNA of Mus pahari (shrew mouse), 3744 nucleotides long. RefSeq names its product phosphatase and actin regulator 2 (gene Phactr2). Gene Ontology annotation, biological process: actin cytoskeleton organization. The coding region runs from base 114 to 2249 and encodes 711 amino acids. Lineage: Eukaryota; Metazoa; Chordata; Mammalia; Rodentia; Muridae. Gene Ontology annotation, molecular function: actin binding. The transcript is spliced from 14 exons. The record is from RefSeq and is a predicted model, not a curated record.